UUUCCUGUUUACAACAAUGGAUGCCCAGAAACAUUUUUAGGUUUUUGUAGCUUGUAAUUUUUGUCUCGAAUUAGUCUAUAUUCUAGAUGUAGUAAAAAAUGUUGAAUUCUCAGAGUUUUGAAUUGUUUCUUUAUUUUAUUGCAAUGAACGUAAUAGAAUUAUCCAGCUUAAACGAAAAAAUAGUACAUUCAGAUUUAGAUGGAAAGAGGCCGACAACACAACUGAACAGUAAAGACAAUGACAGAAUUGAUGUGCCAAUUUGGCAAGUUGUACAUCCACAUUUCAUUUGCAACCUCAGUGAUGGCUGCUUAUCAUUCAGUAUUAUUCAUCCUCAUUGUUCAAAUGGGUAUUUGGAAUUUAUAGCCAGCAAAUAUGUCAAUGUAACUCUUGUUGUAAAGAACUGCUAUGUAAAGGUCAAAGAAAACAAUGCCCCUUUUAUCUUUUGGCUUUGGGGCUCAGAAAAUAAAAAUGAAAGUGAAAUACAACGGUGCAGGUUUAAAACAUCAUGCAAAGUACCAAAAAUGGCUGUUACAAAUUCAUUUCACAGAAAGAGUUGGCUAGAAAUUGGCUUACACUUCAAAAAUGAUACACUUGUAUAUAAACUAUUUGUCACUAUGAAUUCAAAUUUUAUUUAUGACAAGACAAUUCCAAAGAAAAAAAAAUUGAUUUCUCAGCGUAUUGAUGGCACCAAUACAAUAGACAAAAACAUCACAUUCAAAGAACUUAAAAAUGUAAAAAAUGUUUUAGCUGAAACAAAAUUAUACAAAAUUUUCUUCAGAGCAAUAAAGUCCUUGACCAAUACAGAUGAACGAAAGAAUAAGAGCAAUCCUAACUUCUUGCAUUCUCAUUCUAGAAACAGAAGACAGAAAAAAAGGAAGCACAACAGUUUAAUAUUUUUAAUUUGGACAGACUUGAGAAAACAGACUUUUUAUAAUCAAGAAAGAAAAUUAGGAGCACAGUUUAAUUCUACUGAGUCUUUACUUAGCACACAUCAAAACUUUGAUUUUGUUCAAAGGUAUUUUAUAGAAUGGUAUAAUGCAUGGAAAAUUUCAUCCAAGCAGAAAAGUAACUCUUCACUUUCAGUAAAUGAUAGGCUCCGAAGAAAAAAGAAAUUACUUGAAAGUGAUGGAAUGUUGAAGAAAACUGGAUCAUCAAAAGCAGUCUCUAGACGUAAACGGGGUUGGGUUAAUGAAGCUGAUGACCUUGCUAUACUAACACAGGGAGAAAAUUCUAGGGACAAAGAUAAAAUUACAGAGAUGAUUGCCUCAGACUUUGCAUCCAACUUGGAUAUUGACAAGCCCAUAGUGUCGUCUUAUGGGAGCUCAUUAGGCAACCUCAAAAACCUUGACACCAUGGUUAAUGACCUCAAAUCUGAAAGAGAAAAGGAAUUAAGUCUCAACGAUGUGAGUGAAACGAUUGCUUCCAAAGAGGCUCAUGAAAGUUUUCACCUGAAAAGAUUGAGAAGUGACAUAAAGAAAAUGGAAAAACAACUGGCCAUUGCUGAAGUGAAGCAAUCCCAAGCGGAGAGUGACCUCAUGGCUAACACCAAUGAUAAAUUAGCUGAAGCACUGGCUCGUAAAAAGGCAGAUGCUGAAGAUGCAGUCAAAGUGCUCUCAGAGAAAUUGCACAAACUAAAAGAUGACUAUAGAAUUUUUAAAGCUUCCACAGAAGUUGCUGAGAAAGGUACAAAACGAAAACUUCAUGGACUUGUAGUCAUUGACCCAAUGUGGGGAGACUGGACACCGUGGAGCAAAUGUUCUGCAGACUGUGGCGAAGGUGGUUUCAGUGUCAGACGGCGAGAAUGUGAUACUUUGCCAGAUGUGCCAUGUGAUGGCAUUAGCUUUGAUAUGAGGCCUUGUAAUACUGGUUUAAAGUGUGAAGCUCAGUGGCAAGAUUGGGGUGCAUGGGGACCCUGCUCAAUGACCUGCGGCAAAGGAGUUCGUGCCAGGAGCCGUGUGUGCAUGACUGGGGACAAAGAAAUUUCAUGUAAAGGACAAUCCUCCAGUCUAGAGAAAUGUACUUUACCUCUCUGUGAGGAACAGGUAGUAGACCUACAACCCUCUGACAAAAGAAGUGUUGUCAGUUCUCAAGGAAUUCCUAAAGCUCCUUUGAUAGUUGUACCUAGAAGUGGUGAAGCUAUUGCUCUGCAGCCUUUUGUAUGGGGAGUUUGGGGUCAGUGGGCAGCUUGCUCUAAGAACUGUGGAGAAGGGCGUCAGAUCAGAGUCAGAGCAUGUGUAGAUGAAUCCAAGACAGUGCUGAUCAAAGUGAUGGUCAACCACUGUGGAGCUGGAAGUGAUGCUCAGUCCAGGACAUGUAUGGGCCCAUGUCUAGACCCAGCUUAUGUUGCAGCUGUAGGAGUAGGAGCUGGUGGUGCUGCACUUGCAAACUAUGACGAUGCCCAUGAUGGUGCUUACAUUGUAGAACAAGAGAAUGGCGAAGGACCCAGAGUUGUAGUCAAACCCAAAGUUGAUGAAAACUCAAACAAAGUUGUUUUGGCAGAAUCUGCUGAAGGGGCUCCAGUUGUGGUAGCUGCCUCAGGUGCAGCUGUCGCUACAAGCAGUGAUGAGGAUGAAGAAAAUUCAGAGUUAUCUCCCUCUACUAUUUUAUUCAUCAUUUUGCUGAUUUUGUGUGUCAUUUUGAUUAUCAUAGCCUUCUGUAUUUGGUUUUGCUCAAGGCUUGAUGACCUCAAGCUGAAAAAGACUAGAGAAGCUAACCAACCAUUCUAUAAAGAUAGUCCAGAUGUUGGCAAUGAUCCCUACAGUAAAAGUGCUACUGCUCCAGUCUAUGGUUUAGUGAAACCAGUCAACAAGGGAGAUAAUCAAGGAGCACCAACUCCAUUUGGGAUGGUUAAACCUGAUGAGAAUGUACGUCCAGCACGUACACCCAGCCCUGAAACUCCUGAAGAGCCACAAUCCCAGGACAUGUCCCCUAUUCAGCAGGAAAAACCACCCAAGAAACACAGCCGUGACUCUGCUGAAGUAGCACAAUCGCGGGACGUGUCCCCUGCUCGCCCUGCAAAACCACGCAAGAAACCCCAGAAGCAUUCUGAAAAAAGGGGCACAUUUUUCGGUGGUGGGGGGCUAAAAAAGAGACAUGAAAAAGACUCAGGGCAUGAAGUAAAAGGUGCAGGUAGCGGCAGAGCUACUGUUUUAGAUAGUGACUUUAAUCAAGGAACAGAUAGUGGAGAUGAAAGCAGUGAUACUAGUAGUGACCUUGAUAUGGAAAUGGAUGCAGAUGAAGCAGGUGGCAGUAAAGGUGCUUUAAAAAGUGACAAAAAGAAAUCAAGAAUCAAAAGUCCAAAAGGAUCUAUUUCGGGUCAGGCCAGAAAAACAAGGGAUCGGAGAGGUGCUUUAAAGGGUGACAUUUAUCAUGAAUUAGGAGCCAGGGAUCGCAGAGGUGCUUUUAAGGAUGACAUUUAUCGUAAAUUAGAAGAUUUGGGCCGCAGAGGUACUUUAAAGGGUGAUCAUGAUCAGACAGCAGAUCAAGAUGACAAUGAAAGUAGCUCUGAGGACAGUACAUCUUCUUCCUCUGGAUCUGAUGACCAUCAGCCAAUCAAGAAGCAUGCUCUAAAGAAACAAGCUAAAAAAAAAGAGGACAUUCUCCUCACAAAAUCAGAAAGUGUCCAGACUUCUUUUAUUUUGUGUAGAGAUGCUGAAACAGGUGACAUUGGUGGAGUCUGUGAGCAUCAGGCAGCAGAAGUCACUGUGAAAUACAACAAAAUAGAAACCUGUACAGUGGAAGGCCCUGUGCCCUUCAAGAAAAGGACACGUCUGGUGGGUAGUGAUAAUAAAGCUAAACUUUGGAAUAGUGACUUACCUUACCCCAAAGAAUCAAGGGGGAAAAAAAGGCUUGUAGGUGCUCGGCUAGUAUAUGAAAGCAAUAUGGUGCCAUUUUUUGUGGACGUAGAUCCAUGCCAGGGUUCUUUACAUCACAAAUCUAAUGAAUCUGAAAAGUAUCCACAAAAAAUAAACAGUAGAUUGAGCCAGGUGAAAUCUUUAACAGCAGUGUCACCUCUCAGAAGACAUAUGGGUACUUCUUGUCAGAAAUCAAAUGUAUCUGAAAAAUGUCCACAAAAAACAAGCGGUAGAUUGAGCCAGGUGAAUUCUUCAACAGCAGUGUCACCUCUCAGACGACAUAUGGGUACUUCUUGUCAGAAAUCAAAUGUAUCUGAAAAAUGUCCACAAAAAACAAGCGGUAGAUUGAGCCAGGUGAAUUCUUCAACAGCAGUGUCCCCUCUCAGAAGACACGUAGGCAUGGUCAAAGUUGAAACCUCUCAGAAAGAAGAUACAGUUGGAGAUAAAGAAAAGUAUCUCAGCCAAAAUCGCAAACAGAUAGAACAUGUUUAUUUGGAUAAUAAAUUGAAAACUCUGCCCAACAAGCAAGCAGAGGUUAAUCAGUGUAACCAAGAAGCUUCAAAAUUAUCAUCUUUAACAGUUGUUGAGACAGGGGGAGCUAAUUCUUGCACAGAAUGCUUUCAUGGAGAAAAUGGGCAGCACGCAGAAUGUGUGUCAGUAACAGAAAAACUUCGAUUUUUUUCUCCCCUUACUUCUCCUCUCAGCAGUCAACUUUAUCUAACUUUGUGCUCUGAAGAUUCAGGUCUUGUAAAGGGUAUUAGUCAGCCAUCUUCUUCUAAAGAGAAAGGACACAGAAAGGACAGUAAUGUCCAGAAUGUUAUGACCGAUCAGGUUUUCAGAGAAGCAAAACGAUUUUCAACAGAAUUACAAGAUAAGGAAAAAUCUUCAAAAUUUAAAUCUCCUCAGACCAGUCAACAUGGCCGAGAAGUUUUCUUGAAGGCUGCACAUCCCUAUCAAACAACAGGGGAAGAAGAAGAGGAGCAGCAAUCAAAGAGAGCUCAGACCCCAGAGCUGUUCAGACCAUCCACUGAUACGUUCAGCCUUAUCCAUCAGGCUCAAUCUGACCUGGGCCAGGUCUUAAGCUUAUCUGACCCUGAGAAAUUUUCAUUCGUACUUCAAGACACCAUUAAGCCACAGACUGAAACCAGAAGCAAGCAGCAGUCACAGUUGUAUACUACACUCAGACUUUUGAAGGAGACAGAUAGUGAUGCUUUUUUCUCUAGCAUACAGGACAGCCAUGAGCUUACAGAUUACAGAGAUCCUUUGGAGGAGAACAAAGUAGAAACAUAUUCAGAAGAAAAAGAUCACAACUUGCACAAUGAAACUGAUAUCAGAAACUUAUCCUAUCAGCAAAAAAAAGAAUCUGUGUUGAAAUUGUUGAAGACUGCUCCAAAGUUUCAACAACCUCCUUCAGGUGCGCUUGCAUCAACUCAGACAGACUCAGGCACUAUCUCACUGAUUUCCCUUUCAGGGGAUGUGGGUUCUUCCACCAUAGAUGAUAUUCUCAACUCUAAUGCUAGUACAGGGAAAUUCAUUGAGCCCCAGGAGACUUCAUCGUGGACCACAGGCAUGAACCAGACUGAGCUCAUGAAAACAGAGGCGAGUGAAGAGAAUGAGCUACCCACAGAUCCAUCAGUUGAUGCCAAUGCUAACAAGAACAUAGACUUAAAUCCUGUUGUCAAAGAGCUGGAGAAGAAACAAUUCAAAUUGUUGAAAACUAUUUGUAUGGGAGAAAGUAGACUAAAGAUCUAUGGGAAAGGCCAAUUCUGUUGUUGUAAUCCCAUGUGUCUUCAUAAUAAAUCUUGCUCAGCACCUAUCUACCAGAGUAUCUGCUCAGCUUACAGGGAUACAUCAGAGCCUUUCUGUCCAAACACAUCUCAAGAGUGCACCUGUGGGGAAAUAAUCAGAAGUGAUAAUUGUCUAUCACAUGCCUGUUCGGAUCAGUUAAAAUGUUUACAUUCCUGUAAUCUUAAGCAGGACCCAAGUACUGUUGCCAACGCUUAUGCUGGUCACCAACAAGAAAGGUCUUUCUCUCCACUGGGAAGGCGAAGCUUUUCAAAGGACAAGCUACAGAAAUGUGUCAGGUUUUCCAAGUCUACAAUCAUGGAUUCAUCAAACAGUGACAGCUGUCAGGAUAUUUUUCAGUCUAGUUCUUCUUCCACUUCUACUAGAGAUGUCCCUGCCAAGGCAGAUGAAAAUCAGUUGAAAAAAAUGCUGAACAUUCAGAUACAAAAGUUUCUGGAGACCACUAAAUGGGCAUCAACUAAAGAUGUAUCCGAUAUCCACAUUGAUUGGGCCAGAACUCAAAAGAAUAAGAAACGCGGCUGCAAGACUUCAAGCCAGUACAGUGCAAGAUUUUGUUCCGAUCUAUCUGAUCCAGGUAAACGUGGAUUAUCUUCCCAGCAUUCCUUCACAAUGAAGCCUGACCCCUAUACCACUUUUCCUUCACAACCUUGUUUGUAUACUCAUUUGUAUCACCCAGAAAAGAUAGGUAAAAUGUUAUCCAGUUCUCUUGAAAAGCAAGCUGAGUGUCAUCCUAGCUAUGCUCUGAAUGACCAAAAGAGUCACCUACCCCUUCAGUUUGAAAGCAAAACCAGUGCAUGGACUGAUAGUUUGUUGAAUUCAGAAGUCAACUAUAAGAGCUUCACACCUACUGACCAGCAAUUACCUGGAAACUCUGAGGGAGUUCCUCGGACUGGAGUUUGUCAAUAUCAACAUUUUCAUUCUAAUACUUCAAUGUUUGAUCAUACUAAACAGUCUGGGUUUCCACAAGUCUCAACUGAUUGUUUGGCCUCUCAGAAAUCAACCACUGACACCCUGAAAAGUAAUUGGUCUUGUGAAAUGUUACAGCAUCCUUAUUUGAGUAGUCCCAGAGCCAGAAAUGAUGACCAGUUGAAAAUGUCUCCAAAAAAACAUGGUGGACACUGUAAAAGUCCAUCUGCUAGAUCAUCACAACCAAGUUCUGCCAGGUAUUUAGAUUCCUUAGGGCGAUGUGACGUCCUGUCUCUUGAUCAUAAGAGAAAUUAUGAGAGCCGACCUAAUGUUUCACUGGCUGGGCAGUCCACUGUUCGGUUCCUUGUGGAUGCAUCAGAUGAUGAGGGUGAUUCGUUUGUCACUGCGACUGAUGACAGCAUUUUAGUACUAUUGUCUGACCCCACCACGGAAAGCUUUAGGAGUAUGUCCUCAGAGCAUCCAUCUUUUAUUGCCUCCGCAAGUGAGGAAGACGAGCGGAAUGAGUCCUUCUUCACCAUGGAGACAUUGCCAGAAAAUAAUAGUUUAAUGUUUUCUCCUAUCCAGUGCUCACCAUGCUGCAUCCCUGGGCGCAAAAAGGAAAAAGGUAAACCAUGGUCCUCACGCAUCAAGUUUUCAAGGGAAGGAAAAUCUUUAUCCCCACGAGCACACAUUUCAUGUGCCAGGAAUAGACCAGCGUACAAUGAACAAGCUUUUAGUUUCAAAAGAAGAGAGUUGUGUGAACAAGGCGAGAAGAGAUUAGGUCAAGGUAAGGACAGGUUAGGUUUGCAGAAAACAUUACUUCAUAGUACUGAUGCUUUACACAGGGGACCAUGUCAAGAAACAUUGAAGAAUAGAUCUUUAGCUGAUGGGCAUUCUGAUAAAAGAUUGAAAGAACUACUAUCAUCUAGACUAUCCAAGAUAUCAUUCUCUGAUACAAGUCUAGAUACUUCACAGACUAAUUCUCAUGUCAAUUCUAUCACUGGAAAAUGCUCUUCCUAUACAAGUUUAAAUCAAAAGCAGAAAUGUGAUAAGCUGCAGCAAAGGCCAUCAAGUUUUUCUAAUCUAGAGUUCAAUGUAGAUGAGAAAUAUCCCAAGUAUGAUAGACCAGCAUUGAACAGAAAAAGCACUGUUGAAUAUUAUGUAGAAAAACCACACUUACACAUGGCUUCCACCAACCAGAGGAAAUACAAGAGAUCACCUUUGAUGGAUACAAGCAAGAUGUCAUCUCAUGAGUUGGCAGAUGAAUUUAAAUCCCAUGAAUCACAAAGAAGAUAUUCAGAUGAUCUUAGAAUGAAGAACAAACAAUCCCCUAGAAGAUCAUCACAUGAAUAUAAAAGUUUUCCAAGAAAUGCCAAAUUGGCUGAAUGUAAAACAGAGCAGUCAUAUAGAUCAUUGGAUGAACCCAAGUAUCAAAAAAGAUCAUCUGAGAAAUUAAAAUCACCCAGAAGACCUUCAGAUAAAUGUGAAACGCACAGAAAUAAACACAAUAUACACACACAAUUAUCAGAUGAACACCACCAAAAAAGAUAUUCAAAUAAAAGCAACCCAAGUAAAGACACCUACAACAGGAGAUCAACAGAAAUGUGUCAGACAGGUAGAAAAACAGAAGAACGAGAAUGCACAACAGAUAUGAUACCAGUAAACAGUUCCAAUGAACUAGGCCUAAGCCCUAAGCAAGCAUAUUUACUAAGUAAAAAAGAACUUCAUUCGUUUAGAAAAUAUUCAUUGGAACUAGACCCACAAGAGACAAAUUUGAAGAGUAAAAAAGAUUCAAAGAAUCAAAAAAGAUUGUCAAGGGAAACAAGUCCAAGUAACCCAUGGGUGUCCCAUGACUCUCCACAAAGAAAAUCUCCUGAAAACUACAAAGCUGUUGGUUCUGCACCCUCACUAGGCAUGUCCCAUUAUUCAAGCUUACCCAGAAGGUUGUCCAUAAAUUUCAAGAAUGAAAAAUCAAUUUUGCACAAAUGUACAUCAGAUCAAUGUGAGAAAGGUAAAACAUCUUUGAAGGCAUUAGAGGAGUCUAAUGAAGAAACAUUUAUAGACAAAUUUAUAUCAGAUCAUCUCCAACAAGCUCAAACUUCUUUAGGUAGGUAUAAUGACAAUUAUACAUCUUUAGACAAAUCUACAUCAGAUGAAAGUGAACAAGUUAAAACUACUUUUGUGAAAUCAGAUAAGUGCAGUGAUGAUCAAAUAAAUUUGGACAAAUCUGCAUCAGAGGAAAGCAAGAAAACUAAAAAAUCCAUGAGACUAGAGGAGAGCAAUGAUAAACAAGCAUCUUUGAACAGAAGGCCUUCAGAUGAGCACAAAUCUAAUGAAUCAUAUUUACAAAAAAGACAUUCUGAUGAAAGUUUACAGACUUUAUGUAGAUCACUUCGUGAUUCACCUACAACAAACAGGUCAUCAGAUGACUCUAAAAUAAAUCUGUAUUCUCAUAGAAAGAAAGUUGGUCAGUGGGAACCAGAUCAAUUAACUCAUAAUAAACAAACACCUUUAAACAAAAGGCAUUCAGAUGUGCAGAAAUCUAAAGAAUCAUACUUACAAAAAAGACAUUCUGACGAAAGCUUACAGACCUUAUGUAAAUCCAUUUAUGAUUCACCUACAAGAAAGUAUAAAUCUUUACAUAACAGGUCAUCUGAUGACUCUGACAUAAAUCUGUUUUUACAUAGAAAAAAAGUUGGUGACAGGCAACCAGAUCAAUCAACUAUACAUAAAAUGCCUUAUAGUGAAUUUGAGUCCUCUUUACAUAAAAUGCCUACAGAAAAUUGUAAGCCAGAUAAGAUAUCAUCACAGAAAAUAUCGGAUGAUUGUAGGGAUAAAAAAUGUUUAGGUAGAAGUCACUCUGAUCAUUUCCCAAAUUUAAAGAUAUCAGAACAGAAGUUUUCAUCUUUUGCUUUGAAAUCCAAUAAGACAAAUUCACACAGAAUAUCAAAGGAUGCCUGUAAGCCAAGUUCAUCUUUUCAUAGUAUUUCUAUUGAUAAUUUGAACCAAGAUAAAAUAUCCAAAAAUGUUACAAAACCUGCUAAGUCUUUCAAGCGCAGACAGCAAGAGAAGUUUCAUGCUCAGACAACUUCUGUCCAUGGGAAGUCAUCCAACUUUUUAAGAUCAAAUCCUGAGGCUGUGACACAUCAAGUCGAUCAUCUGUCUUCAAAGAACAAAUUACUAUUGGAAGACUCAGAGCAAUCUGACACUACAUACUCUGAGGUCAGGACAUUUUCAGAACAAAUGACUAAGGAAGAUUCCAGAUCUUUUAAGUCUGUGACUAGCUUUGACUCUCUGUUUGAUAAAAUUGGCAGAGAUCAGAGCCAGAAUAAGCGAGAGGACUUGACUGGGGAGGGCUCCAUGGUGUCCAGCAGCAUGCAACAUAGUGGAAACUUGCAGCCUGUAGUCCAUACAAAUUCUAUAGCAUCAAGUGCUCCUCAUUUUGUGUUAAGCCAAAGGACCAGAAAAUAUUUUGCUAUGCCAGAAUCCUUGACUGAUAAAAGUGGUGCUGAGGAUGAGCAUUUGAAUUUUGGGGAGGAAGAAAGUACCAGUACACAGUUUUAUGACUCGGUUCACCUUACAAGAUUCAGAUAUAGUGCUGGAAGCCCUGAGGUACUGAGAAGAAACCCAAACUACAAACCCAGUGUUAUGUUUGAGGAAACAGAUUUAGAUGGCUACCUGUUGGCUGGUCACUGUGUGUCAGAUAUUGAUCUGCUGAUAUCUGAACAUGAAACCUCUGGCAGUGUGGUAGAUACCGGAUAUCAUCUGAGCCAAUCUUCCAAUUCAAAUGCCAUCCAAACUCUAGAUGAAAACAUUUGCACUGAGAGUCUCUCCAUUGGUUCGCAGUCAAUGCAGACAGUGAACAUAGUUAUCCACACUUUCAAUAGCAAUAAGCCAGAUGUGUCAUCUAAGGGCUCUGAGGAAAAACCGACUUCCCCAGCCUCUAUUAUUUAUCACUCUGUCAUUUCAGAUCAGACUAACUUCGAAACAUUGGCAGACACCUCGACUUCUAGAGCUUCAAAUAUAGCUAAUGUUCAGAACCCUCCCAAUGAUUACCUUCUAGAUGAUAAUGAAGAAUUUUUUAGCUUAAGUUGCUCUACCUUUAAGCCUGGUCCUUGCCCUAACUCUGUGCCUGGUCCUUGCCCUACCUCUAUGUCUGGUCCAUGCCCUAACUCUUUGCCUGGGACUAACAAUCAACUUAAUGACACUUCUAAACGAACUAAAGGAAUGCAUCGCAAUAGUGAUACAAGGUCAUCCAGUGAAGCAGAUACACUUUUCUUCAGCCCAACUGUCACUGCAAAAAUUAGCCCCACUCCAGAAAAGCAUUUGAGCGCAGGAGAUCAAAGGAAGGAAUCUAUGCAAGAGCAAGAGUGUCAGUUACAACCUGAUCAACUGGUCAAGGAUUCUAAUCAAGUGUCAGCUAAUCAUCUUAUACUUGAUAGAAAUAUAAAGUAUGGAGUAUCAUCUCAAGACACACCACUUGAUCUUCAAUCUGAUGAACAUAAUAAUCAGCCAGUUUCUUCAUUGCAAGAGACGAUGUCAGCACUUGAUCAGAAAGCAUGUAUUCAGAGAAAAGAUAUUCCAGUUCAAAUACAGCCAUUGGAUCUAAGCACUAGAAGUAGCCUCCAUCAGUCCACAGGUUGUGUAAACCCUUACACUCAAUCAGUCCAUCAAUUGCCCCAGGCCAAGGUCAGCAUCACGACAAGAGUUGAACACUGGAAACCAUUGCAUCUGAAGAAGACAACAAAAUCAAAGCAUAAGAAGGUAUGCCCUAGUUCUGGAUUCUAUAGACAUACAAAAGAACAGAGUCCUGAGGUGUUCAUAGAUAACUGUCAGGAUAAAAGCUGUCAAGCUACAAUAUCUCAACAGGUUCAAAAUCAGGGCAUCAUUCCAAAAGAGGACCUGAGUCAGAGCAUACAAUUACAGCAGGACCCUAGUCAGAACAUUCACCCACAGCAGGACCCUAGUCAGAACAUUCACCCACAGCAGGACCCUAGUCAGAACAUUCACCCACAGCAGGACCCUAGUCAGAACAUUCAUAUACAGAAGGAACAGAUUUCAGGCAUUAUACCAUCGCUUGACUUGAGUCAAGACUCUUUCUCACAGUCGGAAGAAAAAGUUCAAAUUGAGAAGAAGAUAGCUGAAAACCUCCUUCUUGAGCUGGGAGCUGAUAAACUUGUAAUGGAUAUUCAGACAGAGAAUGUGAGAGUAUUAAUUGAUGACAUAGAAUAUGAUGAAGACAAUACAAGUAAGCCAAGCCAUUCCAAAAAUCCAUUUUACUGGAACAAGAAAGAGUUGUUUUCAGAAGAUCUGUUGGGUGAUGACUCAGAUUGGAUCCAAAGUGCAGCAGAGAACACACUAUCCGAUGUUUCUUCUGAUAUAUUUGAAAAAUCUAAUGAGAUGUUUAGGUUAGCUGUAAGAAGAACUAAUGCACAUGUGGCCUAUGAAAUGCCUCAUCUGCUGCAGUCUAAUUCCAUUGAAGAAGUCGUUUUGAAUGAAGCUGAAGAGGAAGAAUGCUCUACUUCUAGUGACACAAGUGACUGUACUCAACCCCCGUGUGUUUGGGAUCAGGAUGACAUUAGUGUCCCCAAGAUGACACUGCAACAAGAAGCUCAUUUGAAACCACUUGGUGAGCCAUCUAAAGCCUGUUUGUGCCCACCUAAACAGUUUGAGAAAUAUGAAGUUCAGUACAAGUCAACCCUUUUGUAUGAGCACUCUCCAUCUAAGGAUGAGGCUUGUUGCAUAAACUACAUUCAACCUAAGAGUGUAAAUAUCUUAGCACACCCACUGUGUGAUUUCAAUGUAGGUGUAAACGUUGAGCUUUCUCCGCAACAUCCAAAACCAAAGGGCAAUGCACAAAAGCGAGGCUGUGGAAAAGAUCCUUUAGGCCAGGAAGAAUUGAAUUACUUUGAGCCUGACAAGCUGACCAAUUUAAUUCACUCAAAGAGGAAAUGGGGCGUAAGACUUGCUAAUGUAUCUCCCCAGCCUAACCAACAUAGCCCCAUAAGUUUUCAAGAGGCCUCAUUGAUCAGAGAGAUAUGUGUAUCUGACAGAGAAACACAAGCCACCUCAUUGAUCAGAGAGAGAUGUGUAUCUGACAGAGAAACACAAGCCACCUCAUUGAUCAGAGAGAGAUGUGUAUCUGACAGAGAAACACAAGCCACCUCAUUGAUCAGAGAGAGAUGUGUAUCUGACAGAGAAACACAAGCCACCUCAUUGAUCAGAGAGAUAUGUGUAUCUGACAGAGAAACACAAGCCGAUCUGUCUUGCAGCUCUCAGCCUAUGAAAACCCUUGAAACAGACCACAGCAUAUACAGAAGUUCAGUAUUGAAUGAGGCCGAACCUGAAGAAUUUACAGCCAGUCUAGUUUAUCGAUCUCAAAGCUCUGAUCAGUCAAUUAGGCAUUCAACUCAAAGCACAUGCUCUGCUGACUACUUCACACAAGGUUUGGUCAAUAACAGUCAACAAGGCCGGUAUGUCAGCCCAGUGAGGGACGUCUGCAAACCAAGUUUGAAGAAGAUUCAAGACUCAUUCGUGACCUCCUCACAUUAUAAAGUGACUGCUAAGCUCGAAAAGAAAACGGAGCGACUUGCGCAUGCUCCGCCUUCUGCAGCAGAGGUCGGCAUUAAUGUAAUCAGACAAGGUCAAAGGUUAACCCAAAAUAGUCUGCAUGCUGUUGAGUUUGGAGGUUAUGGGAUCAACACUUCACCAUCCUCUGACAGACAGGACAGGCCACAGAGUAAAGGAAGUUUCUCGAGAGAGAAAACAAAGAAUGCUCAUGUGCUUGCCAAUACCCAGUGGGACCACCAGCCUGGUACUUUGACAUCAUUCAGUUCGCCUGAGGCUCUCAAACACCAAAUGCAACAACAGUUCCCUGAUGUAGCCAGACAUAGACGUAGCAGAAGUCAAAGCAGAAAACAAAAAUUCAACUACAAUUAAGUUCUUUCUUCUAUGAAACAAACUUUGUGAAAUGCCAUUUAAAAAGUUCAUAAUUCUAAGUUAGCAAAUAGACUUGUUGUAACUUUAAAAAACUCUAUGUUUGUCAAAUAUUAUGAUCAACGUAUUAGUCCCUGAUUAGAGAUCUGUUGUCCUCCUUAAAAUAACUUCAAGUCUAUAGGUAAUGAAUAUUGAUUGACCUGAGCUAGUUUUUCAUCAUGGUUAUACAUGGCUAUAUUGUUUUCAUUUUGCUAUUUCUUUUGUAUUUUGUAAUUCAUUUUAUUGCAGCUAUUUGUAUCUUCUCUGUUUCCAGAGUUGGAUAAUUCUGUUGAUAAUACAUACAUUAUACACUCCAAAUGUUUCUAGAUUUAUUUGAGAAGAAGCUGUUUUUGGCUUGACCUAUAGUAGUUAGUCAUGUAGUGCUGUGCUUUCUAUAUAUGUAGAGAGUAGAGGAAAUAUACAUUACAUACUUGGCACUGCGUUAAGAAAUGUCACAGAUGUGCCUACUCCAUACAAGUCCAAAUGUAUGCACACACCAUCUUAAGUAAGAAAGGGAGAUGCACCCAAAGAUGUGAUCCUAGAUUUAGUAUUAGUGCUGCUCACAUAUGGCUUGUAAAAUGGAUAUAUUUUAUGGGUGAUUUUCCUAGAGUAGCUGAUGUAGCCUAUCACAUAUACAAAGUACUGAAAAGCUGUGUGUUUUAAAUAGAAUAAUUUUUUAAUACACUGUUUAGCACUGCAGAAUUAAAUUCUUAUUAUGUAUGGACAA
Biomphalaria glabrata is the source of this 14268-nucleotide messenger RNA. RefSeq lists its product as uncharacterized. Bases 99 to 13505 code for a protein of 4468 amino acids. The transcript has 14 exons. Lineage: Eukaryota; Metazoa; Mollusca; Gastropoda; Planorbidae. The record is from RefSeq and is a predicted model, not a curated record.